AUGGAAGAACGCAAGAAGGAGAAGGUGAAAGCCGCGGCUAAGCGCAUCAAGGAGCAAAAAGAGGCUGAAAAGGACGGGCGCAAACGCCGCAAGGAGCGGCUGGCAGAGCUCAGGCCAGACGGAUACUACAAGGCUCAGGCUCAGAAAGCUUUCAACGCCUUUAUCCGUGCGCGCGACGCCGAUUUGCCAUGCAUCAGCUGCGGCGAGACCAAUCCGCCUGAUCUGCAUGGUGGCCAGUGGGAUUGCGGCCAUUUCAAGACAGUAGGUGCUUACCCUGAACUGCGCUUUGAAGAACGCAACGCCCAUAAGCAGUGCAAAUCCUGUAAUGCCGGAGCUGGCAAGUACACCGCCAAAGAGGCGACCGUGGCGCAGCAAUACGAAGCUGGGUUGGUCGCUCGUUACGGUCAGGGAUACGUCAACUGGCUCAAUGGUCCCCACGAAAUGACCAACUACCGCCGUGAAGACUUCAUCCGGAUCCGGGAUGAGUACCGCGACAAGCUCAAAGCACUGAAACAGCGGGAGGCAGCAUGA
Molecule: messenger RNA, 531 nt
Organism: Auanema sp. JU1783
Lineage: Eukaryota; Metazoa; Nematoda; Chromadorea; Rhabditida; Rhabditidae
Source: the annotation of a GenBank genome assembly